Messenger RNA from Paralichthys olivaceus (Japanese flounder), 1067 nucleotides. The record is from RefSeq and is a predicted model, not a curated record. NCBI's taxonomy places the organism in Eukaryota, Metazoa, Chordata, Actinopteri, Pleuronectiformes, Paralichthyidae.
CAUUUCACCUCUGCCCUGACAGGAACACCAGAGUUCAUGGCCCCAGAAAUGUACGAGGAGAAGUACGACGAGGCUGUGGACGUGUACGCCUUCGGAAUGUGCAUCCUGGAGAUGGCCACCUCUGAGUACCCGUACUCCGAGUGCCAAAACGCCGCCCAGAUCUACCGCAAAGUCACCAGCGGGAUAAAACCUGACAGUUUCUACAAAGUCAAAGUCCCAGAGCUGAAGGAGAUCAUCGAGGGCUGCAUUCGUAUGAACAAAGACGAGAGGUACACCAUCCAGGACCUCCUGGAACACCCCUUCUUCCAGGAGAACAACGGCGUACAUGUGGAGCUGGCGGAGGAGGAUGACACGGUGAAGUCGGGCCUGAAGCUGUGGCUGCGCAUGGACGACACCAAGAAGCUCCACGGGAAGUACAAGGACAACAACGCCAUCGAGUUCCUGUUCGAGCUCUACAAAGACGUGCCCGAGGAGGUGGCUCAGGAGAUGGUCGUGCUCGGCUUCGUGUGCGAAGCGGACUUCAAGCUGGUGGCGAAGGCCAUACGGGACAGGGUGUCGACCAUCAAGCGGCAGCGAGAGAAGCUGAGGCGGCAGGCGGAGGAGAAGAAGAGGAAGAAGCAGGAGCAAGAAGCCAUAGAGGAAGAACCCGAGCCUCAGCUCUUUUCACCCAAAGUCAGAGAGGUUGUGGCAGCGGAGUCCCCCACCCCGGCCCUGACGCCUCCGGCCCCCGUCACAAGCUCUGCAGACUCUGGAGUCAGCUCCAACUACCCGGCAGAACCAGAGGAGCCCGAGGCAGACCAGCACUUCCACAUCCGUCACAACAGCCUGUCCUCUGCUAACUCUGACUGCGAGACGGAUGGCUAUCUGAGCUCCUCUGGGCUCCAGGAUCCGCUGGAGACCGGCACCUUCAACACGCCCGCGACCCCUCCCACCAUGCACGCUGACUCCCCGACUGUUAGCGGUGUCCCCAUCCCGGCCCUGCGCUUCCCCUCGAGCAUCGCAGUGUCCAGCAACACGGAACAUGGCAACUCAGAGCCCCCGAGCGGCUUCAGCUCCCCUGUGGAAAG